AUGGACAUCAAAUGCGAGAAGAAUCAAGAGUCUCACCUUCGCACCGAUCCUCGAAUACAGCGCCAUAUACGAGUUGAUGAUUGGAAUGGACCGAACGACCCCGACAACCCCCGGAAUUUCCCUUUGGCGACGCGAUUAUGGGGUCAAGUAUCUGUCACUUGUCUAGCCUUUGCAAGCGCAUUCGCCGGUUCCAUCUAUGCCCCAGCAUCGGAUGAGAUAAUGCGAGUCUUCAACUGCAGUUACGAGGUCUCCGUUCUGCCUCUUGCCCUCUAUAAUCUUGGAAUGGCUUUCGGUCCUCUUCUCGGAGCACCCCUCUCCGAAACAUACGGAAGGAAGGCCGUGUUUAUCAUCACAACGCCGAUUUCUAUGGCAUUCAUGGUUGGCGCAGGUGCAGCUAGCAACUUAAGAGACAUCAUCAUCUGCAGAUUCUUUGCUGCUAUACUUGCCUCGCCGAAUAUCAGUAACGCUUCUGCUACCAUACUCGACUAUACGCCUGAAAUAUAUCGCGGAGUGUAUCUUGGAGUAUAUUAUUCUAUUCCGUCUGUUGCUCCGACAUUAGGGCCAUUGGCUGGGGGUUUUGUUCUUCAAACCAGGUCCUGGCGCUGGACACAGUGGGUGGCCAUUUUCGUCUCUGUUGCAACAUAUAUCCCUGUUCUCUUCACCAAGGAAACCUAUAAGGGUGUUAUACUCAAGCGCAGAGCCAGAAGACUGGGUCUUAGUGAUGAUUCAUCACAAAAAUCAUCAUUCCAAAAGACACUGCGGUACUUCUUUGUCACUUUGAUCCAACGUCCCCUACAUAUGCUUUUCACAGAGCCCAUUGUGACAUUGGUUAGCUCAUACAACGGUGUCAUUUUCGGCCUGCUAUACGCAUACGUGGUUUCCAUUCCCUGGACCUUGGAAAGGUACUACGAAUUCGAUUCAUCUGGCCAAUCACUCUCAUACCUCGGCGUGAGCUUAGGCAGCCUCCUCGCGUGUAUCCCGUUUUCUUUUAUCGACAUCUUCUAUUAUCAAAGACGUUUACACGCCUGGAAAUCCACUCCCAAUUCGAGUGAACGAUUUCCACCCGAGAACCGUCUGCUUUCAGCGAUGGUAGCUAGUCCUUUCCUUCCAGCCUGUCUAUUCAUCGCUGGGUGGACAGCUGAAUACAAAGUUCACUGGAUCGUGCCAAUAUUUUUUCAAGGAAUGACAAUGUUGGCCUGUCUUCUCGUUUAUGCUGGUGUCAACCUGUUUAUGCUAGACUCUUACGGUCCACUCUAUGGGGCGUCUGCAUCUGGCGCCAUGAUGUUUAGCAGGUACCUUAUGAGCUUUAUUUUCCCGCUCUUUGCGCUGCAAAUGUUUGAGCUACUUGAUGUGGGAUGGGCGACUUCGCUUCUAGCCUUCUUGAUGUUACUCAUGGCACCGAUUCCUUGGGCAUUUUGGGUGUACGGUGAGCGCCUGAGGAUAAGGAGUAGAUAUGAGAGUAGCUCUUGA
This is a messenger RNA of Penicillium macrosclerotiorum, 1470 nucleotides long. Its product is annotated as MFS transporter. The transcript has a single exon. The record is from RefSeq and is a predicted model, not a curated record. Gene Ontology annotation, biological process: spermidine transport; spermine transport; transmembrane transport. Gene Ontology annotation, molecular function: spermine transmembrane transporter activity; spermidine transmembrane transporter activity. Bases 1 to 1470 code for a protein of 489 amino acids. NCBI's taxonomy places the organism in Eukaryota, Fungi, Ascomycota, Eurotiomycetes, Eurotiales, Aspergillaceae.